Notodromas monacha is the source of this 4183-nucleotide messenger RNA. NCBI's taxonomy places the organism in Eukaryota, Metazoa, Arthropoda, Ostracoda, Podocopida, Cyprididae. The record is from the annotation of a GenBank genome assembly.
AUGCGCACCAUAUUGCGCAACGCGACUUUUCGCGAUUCGUACGAAGAUUUCAGCGGAGUCGUUGAGCCUUGGCUGCGGUUACUCAAGUACUCGAAACGAGUCCCUGAGGCAACUGGUGCUUCCGGAUUAUUUUUAUCGAUACAAAUAUUUGUCGCGGAAGUGUUCCAUCGCGUACACGUGCUGCUUUCGAACUCGUCCAGCAAUCUGAUGAAGAAGUUCAGUCGUCGUCUGAGCUUUCCGAAUCUUCGCUCGGCUUCGAGCAAAAAGUCACUGGACAUCGAAACAUUUCCUCAAAGUACCGCUGAGAACAUUUACUCAGGAAUCUGCAUGCGAACGCGAUCGACGGAGAAAAGUUUUUUGGUAAAUGAAUCUCCGAAAAGCGAUCGUCCUGUAUCGCUGUUCGACGGAGCACUGGACGGAAUAAAGUUUUCUUCGCCCUUGACGAUGACGGACGACGACUGUUUCGUUCUGGAAGCGAGUGAGGAAGUUAUACUUCCACCGCCCUCUAGUUUCGCCGACGAUGCCAGUUUCUCGAGCAGUCCAGACUACGAGGAGAUUCCGAACGACGAGCCGCUUGAGCCUUACCUAUCCACGCUCCCGUCCUACGAAGACAGUGAUCCGAAUUCCUUCAUCCUUCCCAGCGUUUGUGGAGAAUCGUCGUUGCUUGACGAGAUUGAAGCCGAGUAUCGUGGACGAGAAGUGCGUGGGGCUCAGUCGGCUAGUGUACGAGUGUCCAUCCUGGAAGAAUUCGAUCCGCUGCGGAGUUGCUCUUCCCCGAGCAAGCUCCCUGAACCGUUGUAUGCGACUGUGAAACCGCGGCGGGAAAUGGCGUGCCAAUCCGGAGCUGUGCAUUACGCAGUCCCGCGUGACUCAGUGUAUUCGUCGUACUCGGAUUCCUCGUCGUCGGGAUUCGAAGACUCGGUGAAAGAUAUGCUGCCUAGAUUCGAAGAUACCUUGGGUCUUGGAGACGGCUUCCAGCUUGCGGGGUUUAAAUUGUGUACGCUUCCGAACGUGUCGAAGCCACCGCUCGAAGGUUACCUCUUUCAUUUCAACGAGGACAAGAAAGAUUUCUCUCGUUUGUGGUGCAUUUUGAAAGACGGACUUUUCAAUCCUUUCGCUGGCCCAUUGCCUGCGAAAGGAAAGAUUGGAAAGAAGUGGUGUUUGGAGACAAAAUUCAUCACGACGAUCAGUUCAGUCACCAAGGGCUCACUUGGUGUUGUGGAAGGAAAGGACCUGAGUUUCUUUGAGAUAUCCAGUUUGUACGACGCCUCCGUCCAAGGGAAAAAGCCAGACAGAAGGAUCUUCGGUGCACUCCUUGACAGCGAUUCUAUGCUGUGGGUUGUGUCGCUUUUGAGCGGUAUUGCCCCGAGGUGCCUGAACAUUUUGGAAGAGAGAUUCAGCGAGUUCAGUAUUAUCGGAACCGUCUAUUAUAAGGAAAACGUCUCUGGGAUUUGGCGCACUGGAGGACUGAUGUUACUCGGCUCGGAACUCUUCCUUGAAUCCUUGGAAGACGAUCAGUUCUGGGAGAUGGAUUUACGGAAAGUUCGAUCAGUCGGUCUUAAGUCCGUGGAAGACUCGGGGAAUGCCUUAGGGGUCUACGACAAAGGCACUGUGUUCGUACUCACGAUGACCAAGUCGACUCUGUAUUUCCAAUGCGUUUUACUCAAGGACACAAAAACGUGGCAUUCGCGGCUUGGGGCUGCAUGGCAGACCUGCGGAAUGGGACCUGAGCUGGACAGAUUUUUCUUGACGGAAGACGAUGUGCCUAUCAUUGUGGACAAAUGCAUCAAGUUUGUUUCUACCCACGGCGUUGCUACCGAAGGAAUCUAUCGCAAGAGUGCGUCCAGCACAAGAACGACGGAGUUGUUGGAAAGACUGAAGAAGGAUCCUUGGGGUACGAUCCUGACAGUGGAGGAAUACAACGAACACGACGUUGCGAACGCAUUGAAGCGGUUCUUCAGAACCUUGCCUUCUCCGUUAUUAACUUCUGAUUUUGCGGAAUUGUGGAUCGCGUUUGCAGGAGUUCCUGUCGAAGGCAAGAAACUCGAAGGUUACGAAAACGUACUGAAACAACUUCCAGUCGUAAACCGAUGCACGUUGAAAGCCUUGAUGUUGCAUUUGCAUUCGAUAGCUUCUCAGCAGGAAAUAAAUUCAAUGCCAGCGAAAAAUCUUGCGCCUCUUUGGGGCCCGACGCUGAUGACCGUGGAAGCGAUGGAAAGUGAAGGUGGCUUCGCACGCACAUCGGAGCAAUCCGACGUGAUAUGCGAUCUAAUCGCUAACUUCUCACGGCUCUUCGACGUUUCGGACGACGAGCUGCAAAAGGAGGCUAAAAUAAUCUCGUUGCUCGAAAAGCUGAGGGAAGGAGCCAAGGCCCCACGCCAAUCUGGUGAUAUGCGAGUCUGGGUCUUUUUGUACGACGCGAAAAUGGGCAGCUCGGUUAGCAUCACCGUCACGCCGUCACUCACCAGCGGAGAUUUGUGCGCUCAGUUUCUUCGCGAGGGGAAGCUCAAGGGACGUCUGUCCGACUUCUCCGUUUAUGAGAUUUUGUUCGAUGGUUUCCUCGAGCGGCCGCUGCAUCAUUCGGAAAAGGUGCUGACAGCCAUUCUGCAAUGGACAACGUGGGAUGAGCCGUUCCGAGCGAAUAACACGUUGGUGUUGAAGAAGAACGACUUGUAUCCCAGGAUCGCGCAUUAUCAACCCCGACAGCCGUUGAAUAAUCUGGCGGCUUUGGAUUUCGCCGACAGACGCAUGAAGUCGUUCAAAAGCUACGUGUUCGAUUUUUCGAACGCGAUCUUGCAUUGUUAUAAAGAAGAGAAAGAUGCUCAGAACAAGAGCAAUCCUUUGCACGAGUGGAAAAUCGAGAAUAUCAUUUGGUACCUCGGGACGGAAUCGAAACGAAACGCCCCGCACAAGUGGUCGGUGACUUUCGUGGAGAAGGACGCUGUGAUAAAGAAAACCAAGGACUCGAAAUGGUUCGGUUACACGCUUUCAUUCAAGUCGGAAGAAGUCAGACUCCGUUGGUUAAGUUCUUUCUUGUACUCGAAGCACAGCGACGGUCUCGUUCCGCUGGCGAAGCCCGAGAGCGAUUUGCUUCAAUGAUUCAAAGCUUGCAAGUUGUGGCAAAGUCUUUCGUUCAUUUGUAUUGUUUAUUUUGGUUCUUGAUCUGACUUGAAGGUCGUGAGCAUGUUUGAGAAGUAAUUGUUGCUGUGAUGAAUCCAUUGCGUCGUUGUGCAUGAAGAAUAUCAGUGAUCUUGUUACCAGCCGAAAUAACUGGAAACCGAACUUCCAAGUCACCCACAAUGAAAUUAAUCUUUUUCUUUCUUAAAAUUUCAUUUCCUGGGCAUUGGCUUUGAACGACUGUUUGCAGAUGUUAUUUAUUGAUGAUGACCGACAAUUUUUUUUAUGAACAAUGAUGAUUGUGAUUCAUUUUUAUGCUGUACGAAUUGGACAAAGACGGCUUUUGAAUUUAUCUAUGGGUUCUUCUUGAAUGUCGACUUUCAUGUAGCUAUACUGUACUUCGAAUAAGAUCCUCAGUAAGCAAAAACGAAAGUUGAUUUUUUUUUACCGAGCGCCGAGCUUAGAAAAUGUAUUCCGAAUUGAAAUUACCACAUUUGUUUGAAUUAGAUGGUUUGCUAUUGAGGAAAUUCGUAUGGAGCUAAGAGUAUGAUUGUGGAUCACCUCUUGCGCGUUUCUAUUUUUCGUCAUGUGUAAUGUUCUGUCGUUGGAUUCUCUGAUUAAUUUAAUAAUAGAUAUUGACUAUUUUUGCACGGGAUCUGCGAGGAAAGAAAAAACAUAAAGAAAUCGGGAUGCCCGCUUUGGACCUCUGGGGAAAAAAAUUUUUUUUCGGGAAAUUAUUCCUUUCUUAUUCGUUGCUGAACGAAAAUCGGGUGAUCUACCCCGUGUGAAAAAAAGGACCAUGACGGAAUGCGAAGUGUGAUGUGGAAAUAAUAUUUUUUUUUUACGUCGCGUGGAAGGGAACUUUCGGAACUAUUUUGAAGAACGGAAAUGAGAUGAUACCGGGACGUGCUGGAGUGAAAUCUUUCGUACGCGGCAUCAAGUCACGGAAGGAAAGCUGUUAUAAUUUUCACCGCGCCGUUGGUUGAUUUGGACGGUGGAUUGUUCCGUGGAACAAUUUUUGUUGGAGCGAUGCGGAAGUUCGUGAUAAUGCACGGUUUGAUUGAAA